CGUCAGUGCGCCCGCGCGCGCCGGGGGAGGAGUGGGACCCCGCUGGUCGGGAAGGGCUGAGGCUCCGGUAACUCGGGCUGGGCGGGGGAGAGGAAAGGGCGGGGCUGGGAGCCCCCCAGAGUGCGGGGUCGUGGCCUGGACCCGGCGCGGGAGCCCUAGACACGAUCAGCGUCGCUUCUUCGGCCAGCCGGCCCCGCCCGGUCCAACGAUGGAGUUUCCGGACCUCGGGGCUCACUGUUCCGAGCCGAGCUGUCAGCGCUUGGAUUUUCUGCCGCUGAAGUGCGACGCCUGCUCGGGCAUCUUCUGCGCAGACCAUGUGGCCUACGCCCAGCAUCACUGUGGGUCUGCUUAUCAAAAGGAUAUCCAGGUACCUGUAUGCCCACUCUGUAAUGUGCCUGUACCUGUGGCCAGAGGGGAGCCCCCUGACCGUGCUGUGGGGGAGCAUAUUGACCGAGACUGUCGCUCAGAUCCAGCACAGCAAAAACGUAAGAUCUUCACCAAUAAGUGUGAACGCUCUGGCUGCCGGCAGCGAGAAAUGAUGAAACUGACCUGUGAACGCUGUGGCCGAAACUUCUGCAUCAAGCACCGUCACCCACUGGACCAUGAUUGCUCUGGGGAGGGUCACCCAACCAGCCGGGCAGGACUUGCUGCCAUCUCCAGAGCACAAGCUUCUUCUACAAGCACCAUCCCCAGCCCGAGUCGGACAUUGCCUUCAUCUACCUCUCCCAGCAGAGCCACAACCCAGUCUCCAUCCCGGACAGCCCCUCCGGUGAUUGCUCUGCAGAAUGGCUUGAGUGAGGAUGAGGCUCUGCAACGAGCCCUAGAACUGUCCCUGGCAGAGACCAAACCCCAGGUCCCAAGUUCUCAGGAGGAAGAAGACUUAGCUUUAGCACAAGCACUAUCAGCAAGUGAGGCAGAAUACCAACGGCAGCAGGCGCAAAGUCGCACCUUGAAGCCGUCCAACUGCAGCCUGUGCUAGGGCCUUGGGCUUGGGGAGGGAGGCUCGGCUGAGGAGGACUGUGGCCCUCACACCUCUAGGGUACAGAGGGAGAGGAGGCUGGGAGCAGCCUGGAAGACUGAGGAGAAGAAGAAACGGAGGCCCCCUCCAGGGAGCAUCAGGAGGAACAGCUGUGGAGCCCAGCCCACAGAAGGCCCCACUGGCCUCUCCAGCUGCAUAGGAGAGAGCGGCUAGAACCAUCCGGCGGCUGGGCCUCGGGGGAUGCCGGCCAGGCCCCGUUCAGCUCCCUACAUCAUGUAAUCCCCUUACACUGGGGCUGCUUCAUGCCGAGGGGACAAGGAGGGGCCUGCAAAGAAUAAAGGAUCUUGGCAGUCAAUAAGACCUCCAA
Molecule: messenger RNA, 1346 nt
Organism: Acinonyx jubatus (cheetah)
Lineage: Eukaryota; Metazoa; Chordata; Mammalia; Carnivora; Felidae
Gene: ZFAND2B
Product: zinc finger AN1-type containing 2B
Exons: 9
Coding region: 209-979 (256 amino acids)
Biological process (GO): proteasome-mediated ubiquitin-dependent protein catabolic process; protein targeting to ER
Cellular component (GO): cytoplasm; endoplasmic reticulum
Molecular function (GO): zinc ion binding
Source: RefSeq, a predicted model, not a curated record